Acomys russatus (golden spiny mouse) is the source of this 834-nucleotide messenger RNA. It is a transcript of the gene Dck, whose product is annotated as deoxycytidine kinase. Gene Ontology annotation, molecular function: deoxycytidine kinase activity; ATP binding. NCBI's taxonomy places the organism in Eukaryota, Metazoa, Chordata, Mammalia, Rodentia, Muridae. Gene Ontology annotation, cellular component: cytoplasm; mitochondrion. Bases 6 to 788 code for a protein of 260 amino acids. The record is from RefSeq and is a predicted model, not a curated record. The transcript is spliced from 7 exons. Gene Ontology annotation, biological process: nucleobase-containing compound metabolic process.
CAGCCAUGGCCACCCCGCCUAAGAGACUCUGCCCUUCUCCCUCGACCAGCUCCGAGGGGACCCGCAUCAAGAAGAUCUCCAUCGAGGGGAACAUCGCUGCUGGGAAGUCAACGUUUGUGAAUAUCCUGAAACAAGUUUCUGAGGAUUGGGAAGUGGUUCCUGAGCCUGUCGCCAGAUGGUGCAAUGUUCAGAAUACUCAAGAUGAAUUUGAGGAGCUGACAACAUCUCAGAAAAGUGGCGGGAACGUUCUUCAAAUGAUGUAUGAGAAACCUGAACGGUGGUCUUUUACCUUCCAGGCGUAUGCCUGUCUCAGCCGCAUCCGAGCUCAGCUUGCUGCUCUCAACGGCAAGCUCAAAGAUGCAGAGAAACCUGUGUUAUUUUUUGAACGAUCUGUAUAUAGUGACAGGUAUAUUUUCGCAUCUAACUUGUAUGAAUCUGACUGCAUGAAUGAAACAGAGUGGACAAUAUAUCAAGAUUGGCAUGACUGGAUGAAUAGCCAGUUUGGCCAAAGCCUUGAAUUGGAUGGAAUAAUUUAUCUUCAAGCUAAGCCAGAGAAAUGCUUAAAUAGGAUAUAUUUGCGAGGAAGAAACGAAGAACAAGGCAUUCCUCUUGAGUAUUUAGAGAAACUUCACUAUAAACACGAGAGCUGGCUCCUCCAUCGAACUCUGAAAACCGACUUUGAUUACCUCCAGGAGGUGCCGAUCCUCAUACUGGAUGUUAACGAAGACUUUAAAGACAAACAUGAAAGUCUGGUUGAAAAGGUCAAAGAGUUUUUGAGUACUUUGUGAUUGCACAGGAGACAGCUGGCACCAAAAGUUUCCAGAAACUUCAUUU